Molecule: messenger RNA, 888 nt
Organism: Oikopleura dioica
Lineage: Eukaryota; Metazoa; Chordata; Appendicularia; Copelata; Oikopleuridae
Source: the annotation of a GenBank genome assembly
AUGGCUUCAAAUCUUAUCGCCAUUGAUACAGAAGGUGGAACUGGGAAUGGAAAAGUUACUGUUGCUCUGGUUUCUUGCUCCGAAGCCAUACUUUACCACAAGAGAGAUAUCGUUGAAUACUCACCAGACUUUAAUGCAAUGAAAGCUGCUAUUCUCCGACAUACAAGCGGAAAAACACUUGUUGGACACAAUGUGAAUGCCGACAUUUCUCGAAUCGGCCUUAAACCUUCGGACUUCACAGACACUUUUGAUACUCAGGGCAGUGGUGCAAUCACACACACAUCGAAUCGAACACAUGAUGUUGUGGAAGAUGCACGACAGAGCAUGAAGAUCGCGCUCAAACACUUCGGCUAUCAGCACGCAGAGAAUAUGGAAUAUGUCAGAAAUAUUAGACCGGAGCCAGCGAGUCAGAAUCAAAAUGAUGAAAAUACGGAUGAUGAUGGAGAUAUUUUGAAACAAGUCCUUUUACUUUCCACGCAUUUGUCUAACAGAUUCGACAACAACCUCAGUGAUAUAUUCGGAAUCGGGCUACUUCUUCUUUUCGUCGGGAUUUUCUUUCUACUGAUGUGCUGUUGCUGCAUUCUUGGCUUGCAAAACAUCUCGUUGUUCCAGCAACUGCCAUGUUUUCAAUCACUUGCGACGCGGCACCAUCAAAAUCCUGCUCAGAAUAACAACUUAAAUAUAAACGGCCAUUUGGGGUGUCCGAAUUUCAGAAGAGAUCAUAGACAUUCAGAAGGAGAGUAUAGAAUAAACAUUGAAGAUGACAUGAACGAAAGCAUAAUUCUACCGCCUGCCGGGAGCACCAGCAGAGCCAGAGGACAUCAUCCUUCAGCGCCAAGAAAAUGGAUUCAGAAAAACUUCUUUGGAAAUAAUCAAAAGAUUUUGUAG